Molecule: messenger RNA, 1626 nt
Organism: Plutella xylostella (diamondback moth)
Lineage: Eukaryota; Metazoa; Arthropoda; Insecta; Lepidoptera; Plutellidae
Product: glycerol-3-phosphate phosphatase
Cellular component (GO): cytoplasm
Molecular function (GO): phosphatase activity
Source: RefSeq, a predicted model, not a curated record
UGUCAAAACAAAUUCAAAAUUGUCAAAAUCAUGAAGAGGAUAGAUAAUUUUUCAUAAUUUUUUCCCUUUUCCUUUACAUUUAUACCGGGAAUGGUGAAUUUGUUACAGAAGUUACCUAACAUUUUAAGUUAUUGUGCACAUUCAAAACAUUUCCUAAACACUUCACUUUUCACUCGUCGAAUAACUACUGAAAAGUGCUGUAAAAUGUUCAAAUCAUCUGUUUUUAAUCUUCAAGAGGCAUCUAAAGAGCAAGUGCAAGAGUUUUUAAACUCUUUUGAUACAGUUUUAACUGACUGUGAUGGAGUAUUAUGGAUAGACAAUAAUGUCAUUCCCGGAGCACCAGAUGCAAUGAAUUAUUUCCGGGAAAUUGGCAAAAAGAUUUUCUAUGUCACCAACAACUCCACCAAAAUUCGGAGUGAAUUUGCAGCAAAAGCCCAACAACUUGGAUUUAUUGCAAGUACUGAAGAGAUUUUGUCAACAGCUUACCUAGUGGCUCACUAUCUAAAAGGAAUUGGCUUCACAAAGAAGGUUUAUCUGAUUGGGUCUAAUGGUAUUGGGGAAGAACUGAAGGCAGUUGGGAUCAGGCAUUCUGGCAUUGGACCGGACCAUGUGAAACCUGAUUUCAAGUCAAUGCAGCCAUCGGACUUGGAUCCUGAAGUUGGAGCAGUGGUAGUUGGUUUUGACGAGCACAUCAGCUAUCCCAAGUUCAUGAAGGCAGCCUCAUACCUGGCCUCAGAAGAUUGCUUGUUUGUAGCUACCAACACAGAUGAGAGGUUUCCUAAAGGGGGUUCAAUAGUGGUGCCUGGAACUGGAACCUUGGUGAGGGCAGUAGAGACCUGUUCGGAGAGAAAAGCACUGGUGCUUGGCAAGCCACAUGCCUAUGUCCGCAAGUUCUUAGAGUCUUGUGGCCUGGACCCUGCUAGAACACUCAUGAUUGGUGACAGAUGUAACACUGACAUUGAGCUGGGAGUACGUUGCGGUUUCCAAACGCUGCUGGUGCUCUCUGGAGUCACCUCCACCACUGACUUGGACAAGAUCCGUAACGAGAAGAAGCCACCACUGCCUGAUGUGGUCUUGCCUAAGCUCGGAGACUUGGUGAAGCUUAUACCAUCACCAUAGUCACCAAAACGAAUAGUCAAAUUAUACUGGCAAAUAAUUAGGUCAAUUUGUUAGCUAUUUUUAUCAUCAUGUUAAACAUGCAAUAAGUGUAACUGUAAUUGUGUUUUUUACAACUGUUUGUUGACGUUAUUGUGUUAAUGAAACUGCUUAACAUAGCUAUACUAUGUAUGUGAAAUGUUAUUGUGUCUUUUUCUACUCAUGCUAUUAUGUUUAGGAGUCACCGUGAUGUUGUUCAACUCUUAAGUGAUAAAAUUAUUAUAAAUUUUAAUUAAUUGACAGUGCAAAUAUUUCAUGGCUGUGUGCUUAUACCUACUGCUUAGAUUGUAGUUAAAUAUGUAUAGUAGAAGACUGCAUCUAAGUUGAAUCAACGUGUUAACAUGUGUAAAAGAGUUCAGUACCUAUGUAGUCUAUAAACAAAUGCUUCUAAAUGGAACAAAUUUAAUAGUUGAAAUGAGUUGUAGUUACGUGUUAAUUACUCACAAAUAAAAUUUGUGAAAGUUGACUUUA